Perognathus longimembris pacificus (Pacific pocket mouse) is the source of this 2741-nucleotide messenger RNA. RefSeq names its product defective in cullin neddylation 1 domain containing 2 (gene Dcun1d2). The transcript has 6 exons. The record is from RefSeq and is a predicted model, not a curated record. Gene Ontology annotation, cellular component: ubiquitin ligase complex. Bases 154 to 1008 code for a protein of 284 amino acids. Gene Ontology annotation, molecular function: cullin family protein binding; ubiquitin conjugating enzyme binding; ubiquitin-like protein binding. Gene Ontology annotation, biological process: protein neddylation; positive regulation of ubiquitin-protein transferase activity. Lineage: Eukaryota; Metazoa; Chordata; Mammalia; Rodentia; Heteromyidae.
AAAAUGUUGGCUCUCAUAAUUUUUGAAGAUUUACAUAUUUGUUACUAUAGAUAUGCUUCAGUUUUCAGAAGACUUUGCAGUCUCAACUGAUGAACAACAGGGUGUGGCUUCCUAUAAUUCUGAAAUGAAGCUGAGUUGCCCAGCAACUCAGAAAUGUCCAGUAAAAUAGAAAUAGAGACAGACAUUACCCUGGAGUGGCUUCAUUGGCUUUUCCACUUUUGCAUUCCAAAGCAUAAGCUCAAGUCGUCUCAGAAGGACAAGGUCCGCCAGUUUAUGGCAUGUACUCAGGCCGGGGAGAGAGCUGCUAUCUACUGCCUAACUCAGAAUGAUUGGAAACUAGAUGAGGCCACAGACAGAUUCUUCCAAAACCCAGACACGUUCCUUCAGGAGGCCAUGAGGAGCACUGUGGACCAGAAGAAGCUGGAACAGUUAUAUGGCAGGUACAAAGACCCACAAGAUGAAAACAAAAUUGGAAUUGACGGGAUUCAACAGUUUUGUGAUGACUUAAAUCUUGAUCCUGCCAGUAUCAGUGUUUUGGUCAUAGCAUGGAAGUUCAGGGCUGCUACUCAAUGUGAAUUUAGCAAAAAGGAAUUUGUAGAUGGCAUGACAGAGCUUGGGUGUGAUAACACAGAAAAGCUGAAAGCUCUUCUGCCCAGAUUGGAACAAGAGCUUAAGGACUCAGCAAAGUUCAAAGAUUUUUAUCAGUUUACCUUUACCUUUGCUAAGAAUCCUGGACAAAAAGGUUUAGAUUUAGAAAUGGCUGUUGCAUAUUGGAAAUUAGUAUUAUCUGGAAGGUUUAAAUUUUUAGAUCUGUGGAAUACAUUUCUGCUGGAGCAUCACAAAAGAUCAAUUCCAAGGGACACUUGGAACCUUCUGCUAGAUUUUGGAAACAUGAUUGCAGAUGAUAUGUCUAACUACGAUGAAGAAGGAGCGUGGCCCGUCCUUAUAGAUGACUUUGUAGAAUACGCACGGCCAGUCAUCACAGGAGGGAAACGUGGCCCUUUCUAAGAGGAAAAGUGAGGUUGAGAUCGUAAAGUGCACCACAUCCUGCAAGGAGGCGCUUGGGGGUCAGUUGCCAUGCGUGUCUGUCACUGACUUCAAAACGUCCUCCCUCGCACAGUUGUGAAGCUGGAACUCUGCUGUGUGGCUCGUGUGGACACUGAGAAGCUCCACAGGGGACAGCUUCCUCGGAGGUAGGGUCUGUCGUAGAUGCUGCUUUAGGAGACUCCUGCAUGACCUCACACUUAGGCAGAUAGCAGAGAGCCUGUUUGCAGGCCGCAGAACACAUUUAGUUUGUGAUUAAGACAAAUACCAUCAGUUCCUGAGACUGUUGGAUGUACCGUAAUUACACUUAAAAACAGUAUUUAUGUCCUCAAUAGGAUGUAUUUUUAUACAAAUCAAGUCUGUUUCAAAUUGUGCCCUAAUGAAGAUGACCUUGUCAGAGGAUAGUUUUUAAAUCUUGGUACCAGGAAUUCAUAAUUUUAUUUAUUUUUUUAAUUAUCAAAUAUUGGAUUUACCAGAUCUAUUUUGCUUCUGUUUUUCUGAUGUUUAUCUGAAAAUAAUGUUAUGGUUUUUCAAGAUACCUAUUUAAGACACCAUUGUAGUAGCUUACACAGUGAUGGGCACAGUAAGCUCUGAUUCCAGUGAAGCUCAUUUUAAACUGUUGACCAGCCAGUGGGCAUGUUUUUACUUCUCAUAAUGUUAUUUGAACCUCCUGAAAAGUUUUUUAUUUUUUAAUUUAUCACAUAUACAUACACACAUGUGUAUAUGUGUGUGUGACAUUUUUGUCUAGGAAAAGCAUUUCUUUUUGAGUGCAUUAAGAUUUAAAAUCCAAUGCAUAGUUCCCUUCACCUUGUCUGAUAUCCAGGGUGCCCAGGGUCCAGCCCUUUGGAUAGCCAUGUCCAUUUGCAAGCAGGCAUACCCUCACCUCACACCUUCAUCUCUCAUCCGUGAGCCACAGUCGAUAGAUACCAUGUCAUGUCUGGUUUUGUGGUGUCUGCCUGGCCAAGGACCGCCCAUGCACACAAGCCUGGCUGGAGGGCCUGGAUGCCGCCCGCUCUUCUGGUGUCAAGCUUUGAACAUCACUGUGCUGACCCUACCUCACAUUUGCCAAGACUCGGCAUCACAGCGUGCCUUGCUGCCCCGCCUGCGUCACGGCCUCGCGCAGAGCGGCCAGGGCCACUCCAGGAGAGGGCUUCUCAACUCCCGUACACAUCCAGGUGGCCUCGGAGGUGACAUGCCUAGCUUUAGAAAGCAGCCCCAAGAUGCGCAUGACCUGCAGUGGAUUCCAUCGGCGACACCGAGUGAGAAUCUCCAAGAGGGAAAGGGUUAGAGGAGCGGAGACAGACCCAGCUCUGAAGAACUGGCCCUUCACUAUGAGAGGACCUGACUAGUGGUGUGGUGAGGACAAGUCACGCGACCUUUCUCAGCUCUGCUGUGUGUCCUCGAAGCUCUGACUCAGAGAGCAUUCGAUUCAAUAUUUAAAGUUAUGAGAGGAAGUGGCGCUGUGGCUCAAGUGGCAAAGUGCUAGCCUUGAGCUGAAGAGCUCAGAGACAGUGCUCAGGCCAAGAGUUCAAGCCCAUGACUGACAAAAAAAAAAAUUCUAUGAGAUUGUCAAUAGAUUCUAAACGUUGGUUGGACAAAGCCUCUUGAGAGAAUUGCGCUUUCUUAACAUUUGAAUCAUGCAUGCUAUAAAGAUGCUGAGGACUUCAGAAGCAUUAAAAUAAGUUAUUUUCCCUGGU